Molecule: messenger RNA, 4250 nt
Organism: Onychomys torridus (southern grasshopper mouse)
Lineage: Eukaryota; Metazoa; Chordata; Mammalia; Rodentia; Cricetidae
Gene: Arhgef3
Product: Rho guanine nucleotide exchange factor 3
Exons: 10
Coding region: 840-2372 (510 amino acids)
Biological process (GO): positive regulation of Rho protein signal transduction; intracellular signal transduction
Molecular function (GO): guanyl-nucleotide exchange factor activity
Source: RefSeq, a predicted model, not a curated record
UGGCUUACGUGCUGCAAUGCGAUUUGUGCCACCAAAGAGAACGGGAUCGCAACUGUGGCAUUUCUGGACUAAAGCAGGAGCCAUUUAGAGAAAUUCAGAGAGUGCUUAAGAAGCUGCAUGGGCACACACACGUGGACUCAGUAUGCCGAGGGUGCAGAUAAUGACGUCAAAGGGGGAAUUUUAGAAAUUGUCCUCUGGGCACAGAUGACCAAGAGCUGGGCAAGGAGCAUCCUGAAGGACAUCAUCACCUGGAAGCAGACGGCUCUUGGACUUUUGUCAUCAACGCUUCCAAAUCCUUUGUAACACAGUCUCUCCCGUUAGGAUGGUCCUGAUGGUCCCAGGAUUGUCUGCUGUCUGCUCAGUUUAGCACGCCCAGAAGCCAGAGAGGUCCCUGACAGCUGGAUCCAUUCUGUCUUAGAAAAGCAACUGACUGCUUUGCGAACUCACAGCUUACCCUUUGGCACCAUGGAAUUGUUUUGAACGUCUUUAAUUUUUUUUUUCCUACUUAAAAUGUCAGCAGAGUUGAUAGAGUCUUGUUAAGAAGCUGCUUCUGAUUUCUGAGGCUGCCAAGGGCAUCAGAUGACAUGAAAACCUCUCGGCCGGGUUCAAGAUUCACAAAGGAUUUCUCCAAACAUCUGCUAUGUUUAGAAGACCCUGCAGGAAUCCCUUGAAGAAUUGGAAAUUCCGGCUUGACCUUCCAAAAUUUGAGAAGAAUGGCUGAAAAGGAAAGAUGAACGCCCGAGGAGAGCAUGAGGGCCCCCUUAGUGAUUGAUUGAUUGAUUGAUUGAGUCUGCUGUGACUGGCUGAUUUGGCAUUUCCCAUCACAAUUUGGUGUCUUCAUGUGCUGUCCAGCAUCUACCACAGGUCAGAUGGAGCUUAGGAAAACGAGGGAACCUAGUAAUAAAAGGGUCAAACCCCUUUCAAGAGUCACAUCACUAGCAAACCUCAUCCCACCUGUGAAGACCACGCCGUUAAAGCGCUUCAGUCAAACCUUGCAGCGGUCCAUUAGCUUCCGAAGUGAGAGCCGGCCAGACAUCCUCGCCCCCCGCGCCUGGUCCAGAAAUGCCACCUCCUCAAGCACAAAGCGGAGGGACAGCAAGCUGUGGAGUGAGACCUUUGAUGUGUGUGUCAAUCAAGUGCUUACAGCCAAGGAGAUCAAGCGACAGGAGGCGAUCUUUGAGCUUUCUCAAGGUGAAGAAGAUUUGAUAGAGGACUUGAAAUUAGCAAAAAAGGCCUAUCAUGACCCCAUGCUGAAACUCUCCAUAAUGACAGAACAAGAACUGAAUCAAAUUUUUGGAACACUGGACUCUCUAAUCCCCCUCCAUGAAGAGCUCCUUACUCAGCUUCGAGGCGUUCGGAAGCCUGACGGCUCCACAGAGCAUGUUGGUCCCAUCCUCGUGGGCUGGCUGCCUUGUCUCAGUUCCUAUGACAGCUACUGCAGCAAUCAGGUUGCGGCCAAAGCCCUCCUGGACCACAAAAAGCAAGACCACAGAGUCCAGGAUUUCCUUCAGCGCUGCUUAGAAUCCCCCUUCAGCCGAAAACUAGAUCUCUGGAAUUUCCUUGAUAUUCCCAGGAGCCGUCUAGUGAAAUACCCUCUGCUCCUUCGAGAAAUCCUGAGGCACACGCCAAAUGAUAAUCCAGAUCAGCAGCACUUGGAAGAAGCUAUAAACAUCAUUCAGGGCAUUGUGGCAGAAAUCAACACCAAGACUGGGGAAUCGGAAUGCCGUUAUUAUAAAGAGCGGCUCCUUUACUUGGAAGAAGGCCAGAAAGAUAACCUGAUUGACAGCUCAAGGGUCCUGUGCUGUCAUGGCGAACUGAAAAAUAACCGGGGUGUGAAACUACAUGUUUUCCUGUUCCAAGAAGUGCUUGUGAUCACUCGGGCUGUCACCCACAAUGAGCAGCUGUGCUACCAGUUGUACCGGCAGCCCAUCCCUGUGAAGGACCUCACGCUGGAAGACCUGCAGGAUGGAGAAGUGCGGCUGGGCGGCUCCCUGCGCGGAGCCUUCAGCAACAACGAGAGAAUUAAGAACUUCUUCCGAGUCAGUUUCAAAAAUGGAUCCCAAAGUCAGACCCACUCACUACAAGCCAAUGACACCUUCAACAAACAGCAGUGGCUCAAUUGUAUUCGCCAAGCCAAAGAGACAGUUCUGUCUGCUGCCGGGCAGGCCGGGCUGCUUGACUCUGGGGGACUGUUCGUGGGUCCUGGCACUGAGAACGCGGAACCACGAGGAGAGACAAAACUUGAGGAGAUGGACCAAUCGGACAGUGAGUCGGACUGCAGUAUGGACACCAGUGAGGUCAGCCUUGAGUGUGAGCGGAUGGAACAGGCAGAGGUCUCCUGUGCGAACAGCAGAGCAGAGGAAAGCGUCUGACGGAAGGAGGGCUGUGCCCAUGUCUUACCUGUACAGUGUUCGCAUUCCACACAUGAACAGUUCGGAGAGGCACUUGUGUCCCUUGUGUCUCUACUUGUCCCUAGUACUGUAACGGCCACCCGCUCUGCGUCAGCUGGAAUCUGUGGCUGCCCUUCCCACGCUGCUCCGGCUCAUGCAUCUGGAUGAGUGGAGAGGGGAUGAAUGAGUUACUCUGAGUUGUCCUACUGGGUUUUUCCAAAACAGAAAGGACCUCUAAACUACUGUUUGCAUGGACUGCAGAGACAAGUCAUUUGUACCAUGCUCCUCUGGGGUUCCUAUAGCUCUUCAACACAGUAGCUGAAGACCUGGAAUCAAGAGAGCUUUACUGGGGAGUGAAGCCAGGAAAGUCCAACCCUUGUAGUGAACUUGGGUUCCGUGUUAUUCAGCUAGAAAACAUGAAAACAUCUCUGGGGGUUUCUGAGGUUUGGUUUUGCAAAGGAGGAAGCUUUGUUUGAACCUUGUGGUUUCAUCCAGUGCGAGUUGAAUGUAAUCAUCAAUGAAGACAUGAAAAAAGAGCCAAGGUGAAAACAGCUGCUGGACAGGCCUGGUGGCCCAGACCUCCAAUCCCAGCACUUGAGAGCAGAGGCAGGAAGAUCUGGAGUUCAAGCACAGCCUUGGCUAUACACCAAGUUCUAGGUCAAACUGAGUUCUGUAGUGAAAACAAAACCAAAAAGCUAAAAGUACCUGCCAGUUCUGAAUCUUCAGCUGAAAUGGGGAUGGCUGUGGGAGCUGUUUGUCAUGGCUAGUGUCUUGCCCAAAAGAGCCAUUUCUAGCCUACACCACCGGGAGAGAUUCCCAGGGCCAGGGCAGAUCUGCUGAGAUUUGGAGACCCUGUCUGCUUUAUGUUCCUUCUGCCCUGUUUCAGAGUGGUCACAGUGUGACACAGAGAUGGUGACUGUUUACAAACCGAGAGAAGGACUUGGGAGUGAGAAAUGUGUCCCCAGCACCGAAGCCGCCUGUGGGAGCCUCUGAAGCCAUCGUUAGCCUAGCGGGGCUUGGGAUUUCCUGCUCUGCUUCGGGGCCCUGUGUUUGCGUCUCCGGUUCUUGAGCUAUAAUCAGAAUGGUGAUGAAAUCCUCCUGAGACCAAUUUCAUUAGCUCUGAUUAACUAGGAUCAGUUAGCUAGCCAAACUGGAAAGUGCUGUGUUCCAGCCUUAAUUUACAGAGCAAGGAUGGUAAAGAGACCUUGGGGGGGAAGAAAAGUUCACAAAAUACAUGAAACAGCUCCCUGCAAGUGUAAAUACUUAGGGGACUUGUACAAAAUUAUAUCAGCACUAGUAGCUAGUGAUUCUAAAUUAUUGCCAAAAAGUUUCUUCAUCUAUCAAGUUUACAGAAAAGCAGCAAAAUACAAAAUUAACCCUUUAUCAUAUACAUGUGCAUGGAAAGAAGCUGGAUGACUAGAGUUACCAAAAGAAAAACAAAGUAGAUUACAUUAUUAUUUUUCAAAACAAAUGUUAUGAUCAGUUCUACUCUGUAAAGCAUAUUUCUGUAUUUAUAGAUUUUUAACCGUGGUGAUUUUUUUUAUUGCAAGUUUAUUUAAAACCACUUUGUUUCUCCAGUUGCUGAUUUAGCAAAUGAACCUGCUGCAGACAAAGAGAAAGCUGAGACAGGGACCCUGGAUGGUGGAGAAAAACCUGAGCUGUUCUCUAUGGAGCCGCUGGCCGCUCUGGCCAAAAAGUUGAGAAAAGGUCUCUAUCGGGGUCAGUUUAUGAGAAGAGGGUGGAAAUGUUUUGGCAAAAAUGAACACUUUUUGUAUAAUGGCCUUUAACUUUUCUGGAAGCAUUUCAAAUAAAUUGCAUUAAAGAUUUCUUCUUCUAUGGUGUAUGCUAAACCACCAUCAA